GUCAAUUGUGGUGAUUUACCAAUUGACACUUACUUUUCUAUAAUAUCUGUAUCUUUAUUUUGUCAAGAACACGAAAAAUGGCUCGACGGACGUGGCAUAUGUUUACAUUGGUAACGAUAAUAUUUACGAUUUUAUCUCUGGCUGGCGAUGUUUUCUCGUCGACUGCAGCACCAUGGUACGAAAACCUUCCUGCAGUCACAAUGGAUUACAAAGUUCAUAUAGAUGCCGGGAAAGAAGAUUGUUACUAUCAAUUUGUUCAACCCGGUGCGACAUUCUACGCAAGCUACCAGGUGCUGAAAGGAGGUGAUGGAAUGUGCGGAUUUGCUGUGCGGCAUCCGAAUGGCCAGAUCGUGCAUCCUUACGAAUGGCGACAAAGCGCGGAAUACGCAGAUCAAACUAGUUCUGGCGGGUACUAUGCUGUGUGUCUCGAUAACCAGUUUUCCAGAUUUGCUGGAAAACUGGUCAAUUUAUACUUGUCGGUGAUUAGAUAUGACAUGUGGGAGAAAUACGCGAAGGAAGUAGAAGAAUUAGACAUGAACAUCAAUAACUUUACAAACUCAAUACAGUUUGUGGAAAGAAAUAUAAAUGAUAUCCUGCAGUUCCAGUAUCAUUCUAGAGCAAAGGAGUCGCGUGAUUAUAACCUUCUAGUCGAUAACAAUACCUAUGUUUUACGAUGGUCUCUGUUACAAAUUAUUGCUGUUGCAGCCACAGGCACGCUUCAAGUGUACUUUUUAAGGAAACUAUUUGAGGUUAAAGACAAUUCAUCAAAGACACGAAUUUAGAUUUAAGUAAAGUCAUCAUUUGACAUUCCUUGUUAAUCUGUUGUUUCUGAUCUCUUCAUUUUUCUAUUUUUACUUAUUAUUAAUUAUUUAAUUGCUUCUAUUGAGAUAAUGCUGGUAAUUUUUUAAUCUUUGAGUU
This is a messenger RNA of Pieris brassicae (large cabbage white), 918 nucleotides long. RefSeq names its product transmembrane emp24 domain-containing protein 5 (gene loj). Bases 78 to 782 code for a protein of 234 amino acids. The transcript has 4 exons. Gene Ontology annotation, biological process: intracellular protein transport; endoplasmic reticulum to Golgi vesicle-mediated transport; Golgi organization. NCBI's taxonomy places the organism in Eukaryota, Metazoa, Arthropoda, Insecta, Lepidoptera, Pieridae. The record is from RefSeq and is a predicted model, not a curated record. Gene Ontology annotation, cellular component: COPII-coated ER to Golgi transport vesicle; endoplasmic reticulum; endoplasmic reticulum-Golgi intermediate compartment.